Messenger RNA from Musa acuminata subsp. malaccensis (wild Malaysian banana), 1211 nucleotides. RefSeq lists its product as uncharacterized. Lineage: Eukaryota; Viridiplantae; Streptophyta; Magnoliopsida; Zingiberales; Musaceae. The record is from RefSeq and is a predicted model, not a curated record.
AAUAAAAAUUGACAAGCCACCGAAAGCUUCGCCGUCUCCAAAAACUGCGAAACGAGAGAGAAGCGAAGGAAGAGCGGAGGAUGGGAGCCGAUCAGAGAUCUACGACUGAGUCAGCGGUUCCGUGGUGGAGGAACGAGGAGGAGGAGAAGGUGGUAGAGGAGGAAGCCGGAUGGAAGUGCUGGAAACACCCGCUGCAGCCCCACUACGGCGUCUGCCCCGCUUGCCUCCGCGAUCGCCUCCUCCGUCUCUGCCCCGAUUGCGCCAGCGUCCGACCCUGCGGCUGCUUCCCCUCCCCCUCCUCCUCGGCCUCAUCCUCCUCUCCCUCCUCCGCCGAGCUGGCCGGACCCGGCGGGGUGGGCCGCGGCACGGGUGUGGGGGCGGUGGGGCCCAUGUCGCGGCUCAUCGACAGCGAGCCAUCGUUCCGGAGGUCCCAGUCGGUGGGGUUUCCGCUACUCCGGUCGACGUCGGUGUCGGCACCCCUCGUGGACGACGUAGCGGCGGCGCCGAGAUCGCGGGGUAGCGGCAAAGGGUGGACGCCGUUCUUGCUAUUCUCGAAGGCGGCGAGGAAGAAGGAUUCGGCGGGGUCGGAGCUGUACAGGUCGAGGUCGGUGGCAGCGGGCCGAGCCCAGGCCGCAGGCUGCGGCGACGAGGAGGAGGGAAAGGGGAAGGGAGGGCGGCGAUGGUACUUUCCGAGCCCGAUGAAGGUUCUCCGGCACUGGAAGUCGGCGACGAAGGUGGUGCAGGAGCGGUCGCCGCUGUGGCGCGGGUGAGAAUCUGUGCACGCGACAAAAAAGAAAGAUGUCCGGAGGAGGAGAUCGUGCGCUUGCAUGAGCGUGGAUGUAUUAGCAUUAGCAUUGGUAUUGUUAUUGUUACACUCGUCGACGCUGCUGCAAUAUAUUAUAUGCCUUGGAAACCAACCUCGCAAGUGGAGGUGAUUAAGAUCGAUAUGCCUUGUGAGAUUUCUCGUUUAUAUCUCCAAUUUUCGAGCUGUGAUGAACCGAGGUCCGUCGUAAAGUCUUCAAUGAUGCGAUCGGAUGCGGGCCGCAGGGUGAGAGAAAGUAGAGAACGGAGAAGGAGACUUUUCGAGGGGUGGCACGUGCAGGGGCAGCCGUCCGUGCACGUGCAGACGUCGUUUCCUCCUUUUGAAUCUCAUGUUCUUCCUACUGUGCUGAUCAUGUAAUCGGAUUGGGUGGUCGACGUUGUUUCUCCUC